ACACACGGGGACACGGAUGUGACGGGUGGGGGGGACACGACGAGGGGGACACAUGGCAGGGGUUGGGCAUACAUGGACACGGAGGGACACGCGGACACCACAGGGGGACACACGGACAGGGACGGGAGCGGGGAGUCACGGAGGGACUCGGACACCAGGGGGCGGACACGGACACGGUGUGACACCGCGGGGACGCGGUGGGGGACACGGAGGGACGAGGAUGGACACAGCGGGGUGGCCGUGGAGGGACACGGACACCGGAGGGGGCUCGGACACGGGGAGGGGACACGACCACGAGGCACUCGGGACACUGAGACGGAGACACGGGGAGGCGACACCGGCGUGGGGACAGCCACCGUGCCAGGCGACGCAGCCACAGAGCCCCCUGGCUCCCACCGGCCCCGGGGUCCCCUCACACUCGGGGGGUCCCCCCACACUCGGGGGGGGUCCCUGUGCUGCCGCAGGGGAGGGUCUGUGUGCCCACGAGCGUGUCCCCCACCCCUCGGGUCACCGGGGUCACCGGGACCCUCAGCCAGCGCCAGGGGGAUGCUCAGCACCCCAAAAAGGACCGGGGGGUCUGGCAGGGUCAGGGGGUGCCGAGGUGGGGGUGCUGCCCCCCUGCCCCCCCCGGGGGCCGGCUACGCCCUGGCAGGGUGACACGGGACAGCCGGACCCGCCUGUUCCUCUUCCCCACACCAGGCAGCGGCGGCCGGAGCGCAGGGGAAGGACCAUGGGGGUCCCUGCGGCCCCGCUGCUGCUGCUGCUGCUGCCGCUGCCCGCGAGCCCCUUCCUCAUCGUGUCCCCGUGUUUCCCCUUGGUGCUGAACUUCUCCGAUGAGCUGGACCUGAGCAACAGGAGCAGCGGCUGUGCCGAGCUGGACUGGAGCCCGUUCUGGCGGCAGCGGCGGCUGCUGCUCAGGAACAACGGCAUCGAGGCGCUGAGCCCCUCGGCCCGCCUGGGGCCGCGCCUGGAGGAGCUGGACCUGGCGGGGAACCGGCUGCGGGAGCUGCCCCGCGGCUUCUUCAGCAACGCCACGGCGCUGCGGAGCCUGAGCCUGGAGGGGAACCCCCUGCCCGCCGUGCCCCCCGCCGCCUUCCAGCCCGCGCUCAGCUCCCUCACCGUGUCGUGCCGCUGCGACCUGCUGGGCACGGUGCUGGCGCCCUGCGCCCGCCCGGGCAUCGCCUGCCUGUGCUUCACAUCCCACCGGCGUCCCUUCAACGUCACCGAGUUCCACGGCCGGGAGUGCGGGCCCGGCGCGGGGCUGGUGGCCGCGGUGGCCGCGGCGGUGGCCGCGCUGGUGGCAGCGCUGGUGGCCGCGCUGGUGGCCGCGGUUCGGUGCCGGCGGAGGAGAGCGGGAGCCGCGGCGGGCGGCGCGGGCAGGGGGAAGCCGGAGCCCGCUGGAGGCCUGCGGCAGCCGCGCUACAUCAGCCGGGACACCGGGAGCGGCGGCGGCACCGACGGCCCCGACUACGAGAACGUGUUCGUGAGCGCCGGCACGGCCCCGGGCGGCCCGCGGGGGUGGGCACCGGCCGGGCGGGAGCCGCGCUGCAGCCCCCAGGUCCUGCUGGACGAGGAUUAUUUCCUGGAGAGCGAUGCCGGGGACCAGCCCAUCUACGCCAACACGCUGGGCCCCGCCGAGGACAUCUACAUCAUCGCUGAGCAGUGAGGGGCUGGGGCACUGCCGGGACCCUCUGCGCCCCUCCCCGCUGUCUCCCAGCCCGCAGGGACAGGGACAGUCCCCUGGGCAGGGGCACACGCACACCUGCUGGAGCUCCUUUUGCAGGGGGAUUUUUUUGGCAGCCCCGGCCGCUCCUCCGCCCCAGUUCUCAGGCGGAGCUGGGGGCUGAGCUGGCGUUUCCUGCCGGGGCUGCGGCCACCGACCGCGGGGACAGCGGUGCCACAUCCGCCACCGGGGCCUGGGGACAGCGCUGGCCCGGGCCGGCUGCAGGAGCGGGGCUGGGCUCGGCCCGGCUGGGCUGGGGCUGGGCUCAGCAUUGGCUCAGCCGGGCUGGGUUCAGCUCUGGAGCUGGGGCUGGGCUCAGUUCUGGAAGAGCUGGGGCUGAGCUCAGCUCUGGAGCUGGGACUGGGCUCAGCCUGGCUGAGCUUGGCCUGGCUGAGCUGGGACUGGGCUCAGCAUUGGCUCAGCUGGGCUGGGCUCAGCCUGGAGGAGCUGGGACUCAGCUUAGCCUGGCUGAUCUCAGCCUGGCUGAGCUGGGGCUGGGCUCAGUUCUGGAGCUCGGACUGGGCUCGGCCUGGCUGAGCUCGGCCUGGCUGAGCGGGGCUGACCCUGGCCUUGGCUUCCUCUUCCCCUUUCUGGGCCGAUGGAGACGGGGCUGUGCGCUGGCGGUUGGGGACAUCCGGUGGCACCUGCUCAAUCUUUUCCUGCUAAAUCUGCCGCUUUGGGGAACAAAGAAAAAGCUCCUUUUUAAAAUCCUCCUGGUGACACCCGAGCUGUUGGGACACAGGGACCCCUGGGUGUCCCCCCAGUCCCUGGGAGGCUUCAUUAAAUGGUUUAAUUAUCUCUAA
Molecule: messenger RNA, 2526 nt
Organism: Passer domesticus (house sparrow)
Lineage: Eukaryota; Metazoa; Chordata; Aves; Passeriformes; Passeridae
Gene: LRRC25
Product: leucine rich repeat containing 25
Exons: 3
Coding region: 53-1666 (537 amino acids)
Molecular function (GO): protein binding
Source: RefSeq, a predicted model, not a curated record